AUGUCUGGCCAACGCACUGGUAGCAACCCUCGUUCUGGGUACCAGCAUGUGGUAGGCAUGCACUAUGCGGUGGGACCCAAGAUCGGCGAGGGUUCCUUUGGUGUCAUAUUUGAAGGGCAGAACAUCUUGAACUCCAGCGACGGCAGGCAGGGCCAUGGGAGUGGGAGUGGGAGUGCGCAUGGGAGCGGGAACGGGAAUGGGAACUCACUGGCUGGGUUCCCAGUUGCCAUCAAGUUCGAGCCUAGGCACUCAGAUGCGCCUCAAUUGAGGGACGAGUUUAGGGCAUACAGAAUACUGAACGGGAGCAAAGGUAUACCGCAUGCGUACUACUUCGGACAGGAAGGAAUGCACAAUGUCCUUAUCAUCGACCUCCUGGGCCCAUCACUUGAGGAUUUGUUUGAGUGGUGUGGGAGGAAAUUCUCGAUCAAGACAACAUGUAUGCUGGCUAAACAGAUGAUUGAAAGAGUACGAAUCAUUCACGACCACGACCUAAUAUACAGAGAUAUUAAACCAGAUAACUUCCUAAUUUCCGAGUUUCAGAAAGCAAGUAACAACAAUGGCGAAUGUGUUAAAUACUGCGCUCAGUCGGCAGGUGGAGAUCCUAAUCUUAUCUACAUGGUGGACUUUGGUAUGGCUAAACAGUACAGAGAUCCCAGAACAAAACAACAUAUACCGUACCGCGAAAGGAAGUCAUUAAGCGGGACAGCAAGAUACAUGUCUAUCAAUACACAUUUUGGAAGAGAACAAUCCAGAAGGGACGACUUAGAGUCUCUGGGGCACGUAUUUUUUUAUUUCUUGAGAGGCUCUUUGCCUUGGCAAGGGUUGAAAGCUCCAAAUAAUAAACUUAAGUAUGAAAAGAUUGGUCUAACGAAACAAAAACUAAAUCCCGAUGAACUAUUACUAAGCAACCAAAUACCGUCUCAGUUUGCUACUUACCUGAAAUAUACUCGCUCAUUAAAAUUUGACGAAGACCCAGAUUAUGAUUAUUUAAUAUCUUUGAUGGAUGGUGUACUACUAUCAAAAGGUUACAAAGACGAUGGCCAUUACGACUGGAUGGACCUUAACAAUGGUGCUGGAUGGGAUAUACGAGUCAAUAAGAGAGCUAAUCUACACGGCUACGGGAAUGCGCAACCAAGAAAUAACAAUAAUAACAACAAUGGUGCAAAGAAUAAUGGAAAUACAGGACGACAAAGAAAUGACUCGAAAAGAACAUCACAACAACAACAAGUACAACUGGCUCAGACAGCCAUGCAUAGCGCUAAAAAUAAAUUAGCAACUCCAUCAAAACAAAAAGAGGCAAUGUCUACCGACAAAAAGCAUCUCUCGAACCUAUCAGAGCACAGUUCGGAUGUAAUAUAUCACACACUGACACAACCUAACAUGAACCAAGGAUACGAUUCAAUGGGUACACAAGAUAGGAGGAAAUCGCAGUCACAACAUAAAUUGCAGACAAAGAGGAAGAACUCAAGGGCACACAUGCAAUACCAAAAGGGAUCCAACAAUGCGAAGGAUAAUUUCUUUAAUGAUCAACAACAGAGAUAUGAUUCUGCAGUAGAAAGAUACUCAAUCAAAUCUGAAAAGGGUUUGUGCGCUAGAAUAUGCUGUUGUUUUUUCUAA
Molecule: messenger RNA, 1617 nt
Organism: Nakaseomyces glabratus
Lineage: Eukaryota; Fungi; Ascomycota; Saccharomycetes; Saccharomycetales; Saccharomycetaceae
Gene: YCK3
Product: casein kinase YCK3
Biological process (GO): signal transduction; endocytosis; peptidyl-serine phosphorylation
Cellular component (GO): cytoplasm; nucleus
Molecular function (GO): protein serine/threonine kinase activity; ATP binding
Source: RefSeq, a predicted model, not a curated record